CAGCUUGACUGAUCUCGUAUUCCUUGCUUGGAAAUCAGCGAUGAUCAACAGGGUCAACAGACUAUUGGUCCUUUAUGCGCCGGUCGUCGCUGAACGCAAUGGUUGCACCGAUCAACCGAACAGUUUCUUCAAGGAUGAGUGUCUCGCAGCAACCCGGUCAAUCAUGUGAUCGUACAUAUUCACCAUGAAUAUCUCGAUCGGAAUUCGAGACACGCCACCAGGAGGCUCUACAACGGCAUGGCAAGAUUCCACGUCCGAUGAACUCAUUCAUGCUGUACCAGCUGGCGUACAGUGAUCGAGCGAAGUACUGGCUCGCCCACGAUGAUCAUCAGGCCAUCUCUAUCCUCACCGGACGCUGCUGGAAGAUGGAACCCCCCACAUCCGUAAGCAGUACAAGACGCUCACAGUGAUGGAGAAACAAAAGCAUACUGAAGCGCACCCGGAAUAUCAAUUCUCACCGUCAAACAAGAAGAAACGAUCGCGGACUGCAAGACCCAGUUCUCAGAAAUUGGUAUUACAUUCAAAGGCAUUCCCCAAAGUCAGCCUCAGUUCUCAGCCUCAUGCUUGGUCUACUUCAUUAAACAAUGACCGCGUCAGUAGACCCUCCGCAGAACCAUUCCUUACAGAAGAGGAAACUCUCCUCAAAAGCAUUCCAUCAGAUCCAGAUAGUUCUGGACCAUUGCAAAGUGCAUCCUCAGUGUGGUGGCAGGGGACAACCUACUCUCAGAUAGUCUCUGCUGAGCAAGACUCCACGGGCACUCAGCCUUGUUUUCCUGUCAUCACGGGCCAGCCGGGGAUACCAGACUCUGCUUACUUCGUU
Aspergillus vadensis CBS 113365 is the source of this 820-nucleotide messenger RNA. RefSeq lists its product as uncharacterized. Lineage: Eukaryota; Fungi; Ascomycota; Eurotiomycetes; Eurotiales; Aspergillaceae. The record is from RefSeq and is a predicted model, not a curated record. The annotation marks the transcript as partial. The transcript has a single exon.